Anastrepha obliqua is the source of this 1263-nucleotide messenger RNA. RefSeq names its product 23 kDa integral membrane protein. The coding region runs from base 302 to 979 and encodes 225 amino acids. The record is from RefSeq and is a predicted model, not a curated record. The transcript is spliced from 6 exons. Gene Ontology annotation, cellular component: membrane. Lineage: Eukaryota; Metazoa; Arthropoda; Insecta; Diptera; Tephritidae.
UUGUACGGUUACCUCUGUUAGCCGACUGACUGACUUGCUGCUGUUGCGGUUUGUUGUUUGGUUGACUCACUAACUGACUGCCCUGCGACUGUUCGCGCAUUGGAGCAUCGCCGAAAACCACUAGCUCGCGGUGAUCUCAGUCUGAAAUAACAACGGAGCUGUUCAACAACUGACGCGGAUAAAAAAUCGAAUAUAAAUUUACUGUACCUAACGGAAAAUUCUAAAAUUUUGUUUCUACCAAAGUAUUCAAAUUCGUUUUCAAAUAUAUUUACGAUUCUACUAAUUAUCAAAAGUCAGCAAAAUGAGUUGUGGCAUCUCUUUGGUUAAAUACCUUUUAUUCUUGUUUAAUUUGUUAUGUUCGAUAUGUGGCAUAUUGCUUAUCGUCUUUGGCAUCCUGCUCUUCAGCAAUAUACACAAUAUCGAUGACAUAGCAGAGGCGGUACAAACACAACAAGUGCCCAUUACAAUGAUCGUCUUGGGUUCGGUGAUAUUGUUAAUAUCCUUCUUCGGUUGCUGUGGAGCGAUACGCGAAUCGUACUGCAUGUCGAUGACGUAUUCUGUCCUGCUCUUUGUGCUGAUGAUCGGUCAACUCGCCUUGGUCAUUUACAUGUGGGUACAAAAGGAUAAAUAUUUGGUAAUGAUGGGCGAUGUUGUCGAAAAGGCAUGGGCGCGUCGAACGCGCAAGGCGGACUACAUGGAUGCCAUACAAAUUAGCAUGGAGUGCUGCGGCAAAAACUCCUAUGUGGACUACUCAUUCCAAGGCUACUAUCCGCCAUCGUGUUGCAAGGACAAUAGCUGUCGCAUCGAGAACGUUUACCGUAGAGGAUGCAAGCAGGCAUUCGUUGAUUUCUGGGAUAAGAAUAGCGAUAUAAUUAAAUAUGCCGGUCUGGUUAUUGCAGCUAUUGAGUUCGUUGGUUUCGUAUUUGCCUGCUGCUUGGCGAAUAAUAUUCGCAAUUACAGGCGUCGCUCUGCCUACUGAGUUUGCUGAGUGCCCUCCACAGAAUCUCAAAAUAUUUUGCAAAUAUAUGUAUAUGUAUUUAUAACAACAAUAAUGUAUGUAAAAUUUAUGUGAAAUCAAAGCAAUCAAAAUCCAUCGAAUUCUGUAACAAAUGUACAAUAAAACACAAAAUUUAGGCCUGCGUCCAAUUGCAUAUACAGACGAGUAGGCACACAUACACGAGUGUAUGUGCAUGUAUUAGUUUUAGAAAUUCUUAUUAAUAAUUAAAAUAAAACUUAAAACACACAUUCGUAAAUCGAGAAAAA